CACACACACAAUGGCUCGAGUGGUCAGCUGCAGGUGACAGGAGACAGAAGGACACUGGUGGUUUCUGACACUGGGGGGUGAAGCCUAUUUACUGUCACCAGUUGUUUCUCUCUGCCCAUCAGUGGUUGCAUAUCUCACCAGGCUGUAACAUCCACCACAGCAGACUCUGCAUGAUCAUGGCCAUAACCGACUUCCUAGCAGCUUCAGACAUCACUUCAGCCAUUAACGCUUGUAAAGGGAAGGAUUCCUUUAGCCCGAAGAUGUUUUUCAAAACAGUGGGUUUAUCCAAGAAAAAUCCGACAGAGGUCGAGAGGGUCUUUAAGAUUUUGGACCAGGACAAAAGUGGCUUCAUAGAACAGGAUGAGCUACAACUGUUCCUGCAGAAUUUCGCCAAAGGAGCGAGGCCCCUGACCGCAGCCGAGACCAGAGCCUUCCUCCUGGAGGGAGACUCGGAUGGAGACGGGAAGAUCGGCUGGGAAGAGUUUUCAGCGCUGGUCAAGUCUUCAUAAAGCCUGCCCCAUCUCUCACAUGAUUAUGAUGAUCUCAGGAUGGGCCUUUUUUUUAAAUAAUCACCUGGACUCAUCCAGGGAUCUUAUGUGUUUAGAGCCAUACAAUCAACUAUGUCAUAGUUUCAAUGAAAACAAUGUAAUAAAGUAACUGAUGUAAAACACAAAUGAAACCUUGCCUCUCUGCUAUGUGUCUUUCUCUGCCAGAAGAGUUUACAAAUAAACCUCAUUC
Molecule: messenger RNA, 738 nt
Organism: Paralichthys olivaceus (Japanese flounder)
Lineage: Eukaryota; Metazoa; Chordata; Actinopteri; Pleuronectiformes; Paralichthyidae
Product: parvalbumin, thymic-like
Cellular component (GO): cytoplasm
Molecular function (GO): calcium ion binding
Source: RefSeq, a predicted model, not a curated record